AGAUCCACGUGAGAAGGAAAGACGAAUAAAGACGAAAAAGAAUGGCUUAUAUGCUUUGAGGGAGAUGAAGGAGAAGCGAUAUGGGAGAUGCGUAGUAGUUCUAAUUCUGAUAAUAAAACAUGACUGGAGAUAUCAGGUUCCGCCAC
This is a messenger RNA of Acaulospora morrowiae, 146 nucleotides long. NCBI's taxonomy places the organism in Eukaryota, Fungi, Glomeromycota, Glomeromycetes, Diversisporales, Acaulosporaceae. The record is from the annotation of a GenBank genome assembly.